ACCAUAACAGCACAACACAACACAUGCUGCAAUCCAUCCCCUCCUUCAUCAGGUCAGACCGAGCGUGAACACGCAGACGGUGCACAGCUGGAUGAUGGAGGGUUGCUAUGGAGGAUACGGUUGCUAUACCGCCACAUAAUUCGCCUAUAACAGGGAUAACAUGUAAGAAGAAGAAGGCUCGUGUGAUGAUGAUAUGCUGCAGUGCUAUUCAGUGGUGAUGAUGAUGAUGGUGGUGGUGGUGAUGAUGAUGAUGAUGGUGAUGUGCUCUCUGGAUCUUCCGCCUCACUGAGAAGAAGUUGUGAGCUCAGAGGAGAGCAGCGUCAGCUUGUCGCCUGUGGCUGAGGAGGACAAGAGGACAAGCAGAUCCACAGCAUGUUUUCUAAUUCAAGAAGACCAACUGAUAACUGGAGUUAAUGUGAGACCAGUUAUUCAGAGAUGUCAAUCACUUCCAGUUAGCGACAACUCUACAAUGAUGGGGAUAUAAAGGAGAGUCUGCAGCUCUCCUCUCAGGGACAGUCUUCUGCAGCCCUUCUCUGGUCACAGGCCUGCCUGGCAUCUCUCAUCCAUACCAUUCCUCUUUCCAUCCACCCAUCCUACCCCUUGUCAUGAAAGGCCUGUCCGGUAGUCGGAGUCACCAUCACGUGGUCUCCUACGAACCAUCGUAUGAUCUACUGGGUCACCAUGUUGACCGCAAGCCAUAUUUGAUCAGUCAGAAUGACAUGCCUGUGCCCAUCCCCAUGCCGCAUCCAGCUGAGCUGUCUUACUACAAUGCUCAGCGUUCCCCGUACCCCUCUGACAGCAACAGCAUCGUCCCAUACGGAACCUUCCCAAGGAGGUGCCACUCCACCUCCUCGUCUCACCAUCCUGAGGUAAAGGAUGAGUGUAUGGCCAUGGUACCAUAUAUAGGAGGAGGAGGGGGAGGAGGAGGAGGAGGUGGAGGAGGCUAUGGAGGUAAAACGCCCACCCGGGUACCAGCAAACUAUGCGGACCCGUUUGAGCGUCAGCCGUCAAUUUCCAGAGAUGGCUACCAUACACUGCAGUACAAACGAGGAGUGCUUGCCCACACUGGGGGGAUGGGGGCCAACAACAACAACAAUGACAGCCCGGGGAGAAUUCGCCACCUGGUCCACUCAGUCCAGAAACUCUUCACCAAGUCUCAUUCAUUGGAGGGGCCACAUCACACACAGUCCUCCAAGGGGGCCAAUAAUGGGAGCGUUAAUGGUGGUGGUGGUGGUGGAGGAGGUGGUGGUGGUGGUUCGAGGGCCAGCCCAGAAGGUGAAACUCCACCAGUGGGAGCGCGCCACCGGAAGCGCAGCAAGAGCCGUGAGCGUUGCCGAUCAGCCGAGCCCAAGCAUCGAAGCCACCACCACCACCACCACCAGCUCCACGGCUCAGCAUCUGCUCCAGGCUCCGGAUAUUGGAGCUCAGAUGACAACCUGGAACGGGAGCUGUGUCUCUACCACCCCCACCUCCACCAACCUCCACCCUCACCCUCACCCUCCAUUUCCCCCUCCCCCAUCGCCAUGACAAUGGGCCGGUACCCCGGCAACAGCCACGACAAGUUCCCCCAGACUCCCCUCCCCAGUAUGUCCUCCUCGCAGUCCCAGCAAUACUUCAUGAUGGACCCUUACGGCACACUCAACGAGCACACACACACCCACGCACACCACGCCCACACACACCACCAUUCUGCACUCAAAGUCUCCCGGAGCAACAACGACGUGAAGUACGCAGCGCCGUCGUCAUGUGUGCCAGUUAGUGGUAGCAGCAAUAACAGCGGCGGCGGUAUCGUUGGAGGAAGUGGCCCCUUGCUGCCACUGGGUCUUGUGGACGGGCCCCUUGUGAAGAAAGGGGCGUGGUCUUCAAGCCUAACGGUGAGCAGGGCCCGAGAGGUCUACACCAACAACAGCAGCCACAACCAGCUACGAGCCAGCGCAGGAUCCGGUAACCUAAACCUAGAUAGAGCUCUAGUCAAAUCUAAGGGCAGUCAGCAGCAGGAGCGCUCUUGCCAUUUCUUACAGGUACCUCAGGAUGAGUGGAGCGGCUUCUCCCCGCUGGGGAAGGAGGAGGACAUCCCCUGUCGGAGGAUGAGGAGCGGCAGCUAUGUCAAAGCCAUGGCUGAGGACGACAGCGGGGACUCUGAUGGGAGCCCCAAACCCUCGCCCAAGGUCCAGGCACGCCGGGCCAGCUACCUGAAGGCCACACAGCCAUCACUGACUGAGAUGACCACUCUACAGAUUUCCACGGAGCACUCCCCCAAACUGCAGAUCAGGAGCCACAGUUACCUGCGUGCGGUGAGUGAGGUUUCAAUCAAUAGAAGCCUGGAUACCCUGGACCCCAAAACCCUCCUCGACCCCAAAUCGCUGCUGUCCUCACCCCAAUACCGCUCACGCAAUGAAAGCUACAUGAGGGCCAUGAGCACCAUCAGUCAGCUGAGCGAGGUGGAGUUGAACGGGCAGCUCGAGCAGGUGUGCGAGCAGGUGUACAAUGCGCUGCAGGCCCAGGCCAUGGAGGCUGCCAUGGACAGCAUGGAUACCAUGGACACCCUGCCUAUGCCGGGGUGCUUCCGGAUGCGGAGCCACAGCUACGUGCGGGCGAUCGACCAGGGCUGUUCGGGGGAAGAGGAAGGAGAAGGAGGGAGGCCGCUGCUCCUGCUGCCAUCCUCCCCACCACGCUCAUCUUCCACCACCGUCAGGACCAUCCAGAGCAGCACGGUUUCAUCUUGCAUCACCACCUAUAAGAAAACCCCUCCACCAGUGCCGCCCAGAACUUCUACCUGCUCCACCUCCUCCAAGCCCUACAUCUCAAUCACAGCCCAGAGCAGCACAGAGUCUGCACAGGACGCAUACAUGGAAGAGGAGGGACCCAGAGGUGACAUGACCAUCCAGUCAGGGCUCAGUAACUCAACAGAAAGCAUUGACAGCAUGAAGGCCCUGACAGCUGCCAUAGAAGCUGCUAAUGCACAGGUCCAUGGGCCAGCCAGCCAGCAUGUCAGUAACAGCACCAUGACAGUCAGCACCCCCAUCCCAGUCCUGACCAGGAUGCCUGUUGUUGAAGAACACCGGGAUGUAUACAGGAAAGAAGCACUCAGGAAGGGCAAAUGUCUCUCCAUCGGCAUCCAGGUGGAUGGACCGGAGGAGAUUCCGGAUCUAGAGGACCCAUCCAAGUUCACAUCUGUAGGGGUGCAAGUGGAGGAUGACAGAGGGUAUCGUCGGUUCCAGCGCUCCAACAGUGUGACAGCAGCUGUACAGGCAGAUUUGGACAUGCCGGAUCUGAUGGACACCCCUCUAGACUCCCCGGACACCGACAUAGAAGUCCUGUCAUCUGGUGCCCUCUCUCGACAAUACUCCCGCGAUGCUGCCACCUCUACCGUCAGCAUCCAGGGCUCAGGGAACCACUACCACGCCUGUGCCUCCGAUGACUAUGAUGAUGUGGGCUUUGACCCGUCCAUCCUCCCCCCUCCAGACCCCUGGAUAGACAGUGUAACAGAUGACUCACUUGAUGUCAACUUCAACAGCUCUGCUAUUCUGGAGGUGGUGCAGCGGUCAGUGUGUCACAGAGAUGGACGCUGGUUUCUGAAGCUGCUGCAGGCCGAGACCGACCGCAUGGAGGGCUGGUGUCGACAGAUGGAGCUCGACCAACGGGAGAAUGACCUGCCUGAAGAUAUCCUCGGGAAGAUGAGGAGUGCUGUAGGAAGUGCUCAGCUUCUGAUGUCGCAGAAGUUUCAACAGUUCAGGGAGCUGUGUGAGGAGAAUCUGAACCCCAACGCCCACCCUCGUCCUGUGGCCUCAGACCUGGCUGGUUUUUGGGAUAUGCUUCAGCUGUCAAUCGAGAACAUAAGCCUCAAGUUUGAUGAGCUUCACCAGCUCAGAGCCAACAACUGGAGACCUCUUGAUCCCCCUGAAAGAAAGGAUAAAAUGAUGAGUGACGACAUUUCGGACAGACGAUGUCUCGACUGGUUGGUGGAGGCAUACGAACACAGAGCGGAGAGGCGGCUCCCACCUCCAGUGCCAAAAAAGCCACCCAAGGGCCCCCACCACCACCCCCCUCUGGCCAGAGACCGCUCGCUGGAGAGCUCAGAGAAACAGCGGCAGGAGGCCAGGAAGCGCCUGAUGGCCGCCAAGAGAGCCGCAUCCGUGCGGCAAAACUCAGCUACGGAGAGCGCUGACAGCAUCGAGAUUUACAUCCCCGAGGCUCAGACAAGGCUAUGAGGACACUAGCGGGGACACACACAGGGUUGACAUGCAGUACACGCACACGCCAUACACAUCACAAACAUAAACGUGUAUGGUUGUCCACGCCAAGGUAUAGGGGUGUAACCGAAUACCGAAUACUACACUUUAUUUAGAUAUGCGCAGAUCAUGCACUCUGAAACGUCAACACGUCUGCAUUUUUUCAGUGAUAUUCAACAACGCUGUCCAUAUCUCCAAUAUUAAAAAUAGCGCUCCUUAUAACUCCAUCAGAUCUUGUCACAUGAUCAUCAGAUUAAGACUUUUUCUUUAGAAUCGUACUAUCAGUUUUAACCAGAUUAGUUGUGCAGUGCAUAAUCAAGUCUGACUGCUGUUAUUUUCACCACAUAAUCAGAUAUCGAAGCCAGACACUGUGUGUGCAACUUGACAGAAGAUGAGAUACUGAAGAGCGUGUUAUAAGUGCAUGCUAAUGGGCCAAGGGAGCUUUUCAAUUUUUUUUUCUUUCUCAUUUUUAACAGACAUUUCAAAGAAGUUAUUUUAAUCUAGACCUCUUCCCUCUUGGGAAAUGUUGACCUGUUUUUUUGUCAAUAGCAUGGCUCAUUUUUAAUCAUUCAUACUUUAAACCAACUUUAAUAUUCUCACUUUAACAUUCCUCCCAUUAUAAACAAACCCUCCAGUUUUUAAAGAAAAUCAUGUAAUAUGGCCCAAUGCUAAUAUGCCCAAUGCCCAAACUCUAUUAACAGUUACAUAGCUUUUAUUAAGACUCAGCAUAGACUAACUACUGUUUUUGAAGGUGGAAUUCAAAUACAAUUCGUUUUAUCAUUUGAUUAUUUUGGGUACAUGGUUAAAUAUUAUAUUAUUUUGUUGGCAGCAUGUGCGGCUUUGCGUUACACCCUUACCAACCUAUGUGCAUUUGACUUUCCAAGACCCAUAAGACCCACGCAUGGUCAGUGCCCCUCAGCGUCUGACACCGACGCACAGAGCCACCCUUUAGCAUCGGUAUGAGACGCUCCAGGCUUUCAACUAACUCCAAUGUGAACCCAUCCACGUAAAUAUUAAACGCUCAGAGCAACUGACGUAGUAUAGAGAGCAAGAAAGUCCGCAGAGGUUGAAACCAAAUCAACGUUGACUUAUUUCACCUUAGUUUUGUCACCACGUUUGUAAGUUCCUUAUUUUACGUAACAAACGUACUUAUUUUAACCUCUUUUCCGAAACCUAACCAAGUAAACCUACGUUGGACGUUUAUUUUGAAGACACUGUUUGAACAAGCUGCACGUUUCUUGUGAACACGGAAGUUUAUUUGAAAAGACACUAUGUAUGCACCGAGCAGAAACUGACAUGUCGUCUCUAAAACGGACGCUAGAGGGUUAUAGUUUGAAGCGAAGGGCCACUGACCAAGUGUCGUUAUUUGCAACGUAUUCUCACUCCCAACUCGUCAAAUACCACCGCUUGGUCUGUGCAUUUCGGCAUCGGAAACCGACGCACGGGGUACCCCUCUUCUGUUAC
Sebastes umbrosus (honeycomb rockfish) is the source of this 5696-nucleotide messenger RNA. RefSeq names its product disks large-associated protein 1-like. Gene Ontology annotation, biological process: signaling. The record is from RefSeq and is a predicted model, not a curated record. NCBI's taxonomy places the organism in Eukaryota, Metazoa, Chordata, Actinopteri, Perciformes, Sebastidae. The transcript is spliced from 17 exons. The coding region runs from base 606 to 4211 and encodes 1201 amino acids. Gene Ontology annotation, molecular function: molecular adaptor activity. Gene Ontology annotation, cellular component: postsynaptic specialization; glutamatergic synapse.